Molecule: messenger RNA, 4401 nt
Organism: Besnoitia besnoiti
Lineage: Eukaryota; Apicomplexa; Conoidasida; Eucoccidiorida; Sarcocystidae
Exons: 1
Coding region: 1-4401 (1466 amino acids)
Biological process (GO): maturation of LSU-rRNA; maturation of 5.8S rRNA
Cellular component (GO): Las1 complex; preribosome, large subunit precursor
Molecular function (GO): endonuclease activity
Source: RefSeq, a predicted model, not a curated record
AUGACGUUCGCCAAGAAAGCAGAGAGAGCCGCAGCGCGCGGGCGGACAGCGAGUAUGGAUUCGAAGGACGCCAGUGCGCCUCCAAGGUCACUCGGGAGUUCGUUGUCGGCUGCGUCGUCGGACAAAGUUGAGAAUCCUUCGCCAGCGCAGACCAAAAAAGGCUCCGCGAGCCGCGGUGCCCGAAAUGGCGUGAAGUGUCGGAGAGCGGUUGUCGCAGCGGCAAGGGCGAAGAAGGCCGCGCAGGAGAGACGGGAAGCCGAGAAAACGGAGAAGGAUGCCGAGAAGCCGGCGGAGGCUCCAGCGUCUCUCCUGGAGAGAUGGAGGAAGCUGUGGAGUCAAACGGGCGCCUGCGUCGCCGAUUUCAUGGCAAGCGAAAACGGAGGGACGAGAAAGGGCACGCGGAAUCGAACCGCGUGCUGGAAAGACUGGCGCCAGCUCCGCGCAGUCGCUGAGCUCCUAGUGAACCCGCUGGAGAGCGACGGAGUCGCUGCACACAGAAGCGGCAUCCAACCGCGGCUCGCCCUGACGAAGUUUGACGCGCCUGUGGCCGAGCGAUCUGCGGGGGAAGAAGGCGAGGACUUCAAACAGAGUGCUGGCGGCGUGAGUGGAGAGCCAGUAGCAGACAUUCUGACGUCUGUGCGGCGCGGGUGGGGAGAAGCUGCCUUGCAGAUUGCGGUGUGGAGGCUGCGCGACCGACGCCUGCCAGUGCCAGUAGAGACAACUGGCCUUCUCCUCGACGUGCUCCUUAGGGACCCUGUCUUUCUUCCGGGUCCCUCGCCGCCAACAGCGCAUGCGUGCGCCUCCGCGCCCAGUUGCCCGUCGCCUUCCGAGCGUCUCUUCUGCCCUGUCUCCUCGUCCUUCUCUGCCUCCUCGCUGUGCUCCGAGGCGUUGCUCUCUAGUCCGGCGCUUCGCCUGGCGUACGCCAUGAGCAUCGUACGCGCAGUGAACCGCCUCGUCGAUUCCGCUGCGCCUCGGUCCGUGACACGCUCGGUGGCAUCGGUGGCAGCCGAGCUCGGCCUGCACCAGGAACUGGUGCAGAUGCGCCACGAUGCGACGCACCAGAGUCUUCCUGCGCUCUCGCUUCUUCGCGAAGGCGCCCUGGCUGCUCUAGACCAUCUUCUGCGGCUGUGGUGGGCGCCUCAACUGGAGCGCCUGAAUUGCCUUCUGGGCGUCUCCGCGGAGACCGACGCGCCGCACAGUGGCGCUGCAGGCUACCUCGUCUCCUGCUGGGUGACGGCAGCAGCGGCGCUCAUCCGAGACAGCAGGCCGCUGCCCGCGCUGCUGCGGCAGGCAAACGAAGCCGCGCGCAGGAGCGCGCCUUCGCUGGAGCACUUUCUCUGCUCGGGGAAUCGGCAGGAAGAACCCGCCCCCCUCGCUCUGGCGGCAGUUCACGCUGCAAAUCGAGGUGUGCGCACUCCCCGCAGAAUGGCUCGUGAGCUGGUCCAGAGGCUCGAGCGGACAGCUGCGAGUUCGCUGUGUGCCGCGGCGGGCGGUCGCGGAGGCCCCCAGCGAGGAAAGAAGGCCCUUCGGAAGACCCGGAAACUCCACGAAACGGAACUGCUCGAGUGGAGUCAGGCGGGCGGCAUCGGCCGAGCAGGCUGGGGCGUGCGCACACUGCUUCAGCAGCAGGUCUUUGAAGCGGAUGUCGACGAAGAGGUGUCUAUUUCCUGUUGUGUAGAGGGCCUCAUGGCAAACUUUGAUGCAACCUCUCACCCGAUUCUCCAGGCCUUCUUUCUCCAGCUCCUCCUUCUCCUGUCUCCGGCUUUCGCCGUCGACUGCUUGUCGCGGCUCUUUCUUCUUCUGCUUCACAUGGACCCCCGCUGUUUUGCCUCCGAUCCCCAAAGUGCCGCAGAAACCCGGUCUACAGCGGCCAGCCCCGGCUUUUCGCCGAACCGGUCUUCAUGGGAACUGGAGAAAGGUCCAGGCAGCGGCAGCGCGGUGUCGAGGAACCUCGAGCCCCGCUCUCCCCCGGCGGACAGUCCCUCCUCACUGGACUCUUCGUCCUCGACACUGCCGUUGCCACUCGCGGCGUUCGUUGCCCUGUCUCCUAGCGGCCAUGCCCCAUCGCCUGCGCGGACGAGCACCCCCUCGCGGAAACGGCGGAGGGCGUCAUCGUCGGAUGAAGACGUUCCUUUCGGGGUCUCAGCCAGUGGAGGCGAUCUGCUUCGGCGCGUCCAAGCGGCGGUGCGCCGAGCGCGGCUCUGGCGUCGACUGCUCCAGGCUUCCUCCUCUCACGCAGCAGCGCCAGAAAAGCAAGCGCGAGAGGGCCGUGACGCUUCACUCCGGUCCCGGAUCACAUCCGGUGAUGGUGAACCAGCGACGGAAAGGCUGACAAAUGACUCGUUGGAUGCAGACGAAGACGCAGUUGACGACUCGCGGGGAUGGCCUCGAGCCCCGCAACCUCUCAGGUGCACUCCAGCAACGACGACCAGCCGCAUGCCACCACGAAGAGAUACACAGCCGCACUGCUUCGGCUCCAGAGAUCGUUCCCACUCGCGAAUGUGCCAGGGAGGGACCGGAAACGGAGGCCAGACUGUCGCAGAGUGUGGGCGGUGUAGCUACAUUCAAAUGAGUCGAAACUUGCUGUCCUGGUUGCCGCUCUUGACUGGGGCAUUUACUACGCCGUCUACAAUACCACAGCUACCCUGUGCCUCCUCCUCUGCUUCGACUUCUCCUUCGUCUUCAUCUGCAUAUUUGAGGGAUCUUUCGACAGGAAUCUCUUCUCUUGGCGUUAUGGCGGUCCUCCACCAUUAUGUGCAUCACCACUCUUUCGCCCUCGAGGACGAGGAAGCCGAAUGCAUGUUCUCGGGCAGCACGGGCAGGCGCGGCAGCGCGUUGCCCGUCGCCUCGUGCCCUGGAGAGGCAGAGCAGAAGGACGAUGACGAGGACGGUGCUGCCUCGUGUCUCGGUUUCGAAGGCCGACAAACACUGAGCGGAGAGAGCGGACGCAGUUGCAACGCCGCUUCUGAGAGCACAGACGCAGAGACACGGUGCCAUGCUUCCGCAUCCCCGCCCGGUCAGGGAGGCCGGGCAGAGGCCGGGAGGCCCGCGACCUCUAGCCGAAGAGCGUGUGAUCUGGGCACCGUGUUUAUCGCCGCUCAGCAGCGCCUCGCGUCUGCCUGGCGGGUCGUGGGCUCUGCCGUCACCUUGCACUGCGCACAGAUCCUGGCUGAGCUGCCCGCGACGGGUCUCCGCGAGGAGGACGCAGAGGCGUCGCUCAGCCAGUCGCUGGCUCUGUUUCGGCUAAGAGUGAUUGCGGUGGCCGCUGCGUGUCUAGCGCGACCUGAGACGGCGCUCUCCAGGGUUCUCCAGGAGAAGAGCUUUUCUCUCUUUCGGGCUUGUGCGCAGCGCCUGCUGGCGCGAACGGAGUCACCUGACUGCCAAGCGGGCCUCACGGAGGAGGAUUCAGCGGAGACGCUUCUCGCCACUUGGGUUCCUCGCAGAGAGAGGAAGCGAGGCGCGCCGUGUGCCCCGAGGCCCGACGCCCGGCCGCCGGACCAGCCGGGACGAGUGACCCGCGAGCUCGAGCCCGCGGGGCGCGAAACCCAAAGAACGAAGGAUCCACGCCGCGAGACUGGAUGCGCCGACGAAGGGGGACAAGACAGAUGCGGAGAUGGGACGGAAGGUAGCGAAGACGAGGACUGUGCAGUCGAAUUCCUUAGCACAAGCGAGGAAGAAGAAGCCGCCGCACAGGCUCCGUACUGCUGCUACACUGACUGCUCUCGGUGGAGCCCCAGCCGCCUCCGCUUUCUGACUGCAUAUGAGGACAAGGAGGAGGAGGACGUGCAGGAAGACUCCUCGCGCGCGGCAGAGAGAGACAAAGGCAACGCAGAAGACAGAGUCGCCCUGGCGCUCGGGGCUCUGACCACUCAAGUGGAAGCGCGACUCACACGCGAGUCUGCAGCGGGCGAAGAAGGGGCGACUGAGGGAGGGGAGGAAGACGAUGCAGACGAAGAAAGAGCGAUCUACGAGGCUUCCGAAGAGGAACCAGACGACGCAGAUGAAGCCGCCAGCGCCAACGGAGGAGACGAACCCAAGGCAGUACACGUGCGCGCGACCAGUGAGAAACCACCCGCAGUCCAGGGAGGUCGACAGAGUAGCGAGCCGCAAGGCGCGCGGCAACAGGAGAGUGCGCAGUUGAACAGCAGGGCAAGGAACCGACGCGACACAGGACCCGCGAAAAAGGCCCUACAGGGAAGUGCUGAGCAAGAAUCAGGGUGUGACGCUUCAGGCGAGAGAGACAUGGGGAGCUCCGUGAAGGCAGCAGACAGAGAGGAGAGGAAUGGGACGUCUUUUCUGCGUGUGGAGGAAGAGUAUCCAAAGGAGGACGACGGUGGAGACAAAGCAGAGGAGGCAGACGCCCCCACAGACUCCAGUUUCUUCUUCGAAUUGCAUUUGUAG